UACUGUGCAGAUGCAUGCUGGGAAGUCUGGUCCCAGCCCUUGGCAACAGAAACAUCAACAUCCAGCUUGCUGAAUUAAAAUAUGAUAGCUUCGUGGAAUUAGCAUCUCUGGAUUAGUGUAAAGGAAUCUUAAUAACCAGUUGGAAACUUUUGUUUUUAAUGUAAAAAGCAGAAUGCAAGCGGACGACGCGAGAUAUUUGAAAAGAAAAGUGAAGGGCGGUAGCUUGGAUGUCCACCCUACAGAGAAAGCCCUCGUCGUCCAAUAUGAGGUGGAAGCCACAAUUUUGGGAGAGAUGGGGGACCCAGUGCUUGGGGAUCGCAAGGAGUGUCAAAAAAUUAUCCGCCUCAAAAGCCUGAAUGCCAACACGGACACGGCAUCUCUGGCCAGGAAAGUGGUGGAGGAGUGCAGACUCAUCCAUCCAUCCAGGGUUAAUGAGGUGGAGCACCUGCUGAAGUACCUCCAGACUCGCAAGAAGACCGGAAGUCUUGACAAGCGGGAAAAAACACCCAUCAAGCCAAGGGACCUGGCCCCUUUCGAAGGCAUGGAGCUGGAUGAGGAGGCCAACAUUAACAGCAUAGAUGACUAUGUGGAGCUGCUGUAUGAAGACAUUCCAGAGAAGAUCCGCGGGGCCACUCUCAUCCUGCACCUUGCCCGUAACCCUGACAACCUUGAGGAGCUGCUGCAGAACGAGACGGCCCUGGGAGCUCUCGCUAGAGUGCUCAGGGAGGACUGGAAGCAAAGCGUUGACCUGGCAACCACCAUCAUCUAUGUUUUCUUCUGUUUUUCUAGUUUCUCCCAGUUCCACGGCCUCAUAACGCACUACAAGAUCGGCGCCCUGUGCAUGAACAUCGUGGAGCACGAACUCAAGCGCUACGAUCUGUGGCAAGAUGAACUGCAGAAGAAGCAGAAGGCUUGUGUGGAUGAUCCAGAUAAUGUGAAGAAGGAGUAUGAGAAGGCCUUCAAGAAGUACCAGGGGCUGCUUGUCAAGCAGGAACAGCUGCUGCGAGUGGCCUUGUACCUGCUGCUGAACCUGUCCGAGGACACGCGCACGGAGCUGAAGAUGCGCAACAAGAACAUCGUCCAGCUGCUGGUCAAGACUCUGGAGCGGGACAGCCAAGACCUACUGUUGCUCGUGGUCUCCUUCCUCAAGAAGCUCAGCAUCUUCCUGGAGAACAAGAAUGACAUGGCUGAGAUGGACACGGUGGAGCGGCUGGCCAGGCUGGUGCCGUGCGAUCACGAGGACCUGCUGAAUGUCACGCUGCGCCUGCUGCUCAACCUCUCCUUCGACACAGGCCUGCGCAGCCGCAUGGUGCAGGUGGGCCUGCUGCCCAAACUCACCGCCCUGCUGGGAGACGAAGCUCAGAGGCAGCUCGCUAUGUGUAUUUUGUACCACAUCAGUGUGGAUGACCGCUUCAAGUCCAUGUUCGCCUAUACUGAUUGCAUUCCACAGGUGAUGAAAAUGGUGUUUGACUGUGGAGAAGAGCGCAUUGGGGCGGAGCUCAUCUCUUUCUGUAUCAACCUGGCUGCCAACAAGAGAAAUGCCCAGAUUAUCUGUGAAGGAAAUGGUCUGAAAAUGCUGAUGAAGCGUGCUCUGAAGCUGAAGGACACACUGCUGAUGAAGAUGGUCCGAAACAUCUCCCAGCACGACGGCCCCACCAAAAACCUCUUCAUUGACUAUGUGGGGGAUCUGGCCGCUCAGAUUGGCCCUGAGGAGGAUGAGGAGUUUGUGAUCGAGUGCCUGGGCACGCUGGCCAACCUCACCAUCCCCGACCUGGACUGGGAGCUGGUGCUCAAGGAGUACAACCUGGUGCCCUACCUCACUGAACGCCUAAAGCCUGGCUCCGCCGAGGACGACUUGAUCCUGGAGGUGGUGAUCAUGAUCGGCACCGUCUCCAUGGACGACUCCUGUGCCGCCAUGCUGGCCAAGUCUGGCAUCAUCCCCGCCCUCAUCGAGCUACUCAACGCCCAACAGGAGGACGAUGAGUUUGUUUGUCAGAUCGUGUACGUGUUCUACCAGAUGGUGUUCCACCAGGCCACCAGAGACGUCAUCAUCAAGGAGACCCAGGCCCCAGCGUACCUCAUCGACCUCAUGCACGACAAGAACGCUGAGAUUCGCAAAGUGUGUGACAACACGCUGGACAUCAUCGCUGAGUAUGAUGAAGAAUGGGGCAAGAAGAUCCAGACGGAGAAGUUCCGCUGGCACAACUCACAGUGGCUGGAGAUGGUGGAGAACCGGCAGAUGGACGAGGCGGAACCCUUCAUGUAUGGAGACGACGGAGAACCCUUCCUGCACAAUGGAGACAUCCUGGAGCGCCCGGACCUCUUCUACAGUGCAGAUGGCAUCAUCCCCACAGAUGGAACCAUCAGCCCAGAGUUCUACACAGACUUCCAGAACGGAGACAUGGUGGGGAGCUCUGUGUCAGAGGGGUUUGUCCAAUCAGCUGGGACUCCGGUCCGACCCACCACAGCCUACGGCUUCCGCCCAGAUGAGCAGUUCUACUACGGCUACGGAGCGUCACGAUGAACACACACACUCACGCGCUCCUCCCCAACACCAGAAGACGCUAGCGCUGCGUCUUCACAACGUCCGCGUACUAUCACCCACUGUACUAUACCGCAGCUAAGCAGCAACAUAGUGAAGACACAAACAUACACACACACACACACACAGUCCUUACUCUGUUUGAGCAACGUCACAGCCUUUGCUGUUUCUACUGUACUUUACAUAUGUGUGUUUCUCUUGUGAAGGUGUGAUCUGUGUGUGAAGUGUCAGCUUGUAUUUAAGCUGCCGUGCGUGUGUGUGUGCGUGUAACUGAACAUGGCCAGUCUGUUGCUAUUACUGUUCACACCACUCUCAUUGGCAUCUCUCAUAUCCUGUAAUGUCUUAAUAUUGACUCUAAACCUGGUGUUUGAAAAAGUCUUAAUAUAUACUGUAGAUACGCUGCACACUUUUGAUUGUAUUGUAUUUGGCUGACCGAGGAGGAGAUUGUGUGUACUGUAUGCGUGUGCAUUUCUGCGUGUGUGUUUACGAUUGUGUGUCGGCGUGUGUGCGGGUUGUGCUGAAACAGGGUCAUAAAUGCAGACUUAAGGUUUUGCUAGUUUUAUGUGCAAUAGGGUUUAUUACCUGCAUGAUGUCUCCACACUUCCCUGCCCAUAGCGUUGAGAAUGACUGAAAGAGUGAAUUUAAUCUGGUACUUUAGUCUUACAGGCACCAGGGGGCGCCAUUGUAGUAUUUCUUUUUCCUGCUGUGGUUAUGCAUGAUGCAGAGUAGGUGUAGUUCAUGACUGUCUUAUUUCUCCAUACAUUAAGCAUACUUAAGCUAUAUGUAAGCUCUCUCUCACACACACACACAUAGGAGACUUUCAUUAAUCCUUUGCACAUGCAAGCACACACUCUGGCUACUGGUUAUUGACUUUAACUCACAUUUAACCACAUGGAGACAUACUUACUAUUUACUUACACUAUACUGUCUGUAGAUGAUGUAUUUGUGCACAUUGAAUCCUAAAGGCCUCUUCUCUGAGGCACCAUUUGACUGUAAGCUGUUGUCCUGUGCCAGACUUAGCUCAAGAAGAGGAAGAGGAUACCCUGUCAUAUUGCCUUUGUUGCUGGUUAACAAGACAUUGUGUUUGUAUAAAAAUAAUAACACAUUUCAUAUUUAUUUAUAGUCUUUUUUUAUUCGUUAUACAUGUUUUUCUCUCUCUCGCCUGUGGGAGCUUAAAAGGGUUCUAUCUUAAACUUGUGAAUGUCAUCUGAUUCUGUUUUAUAUAAGAGGUCUUCCUCUCAGCCUCUGUGGUGCACUGCUGGAAAUAAACACUAAAUCUGAA
This is a messenger RNA of Alosa alosa (allis shad), 3824 nucleotides long. It is a transcript of the gene kifap3a, whose product is annotated as kinesin-associated protein 3a. Bases 173 to 2524 code for a protein of 783 amino acids. Gene Ontology annotation, molecular function: kinesin binding. Gene Ontology annotation, cellular component: kinesin II complex; ciliary transition zone; axoneme. The transcript is spliced from 21 exons. The record is from RefSeq and is a predicted model, not a curated record. Gene Ontology annotation, biological process: cilium organization; microtubule-based movement. Lineage: Eukaryota; Metazoa; Chordata; Actinopteri; Clupeiformes; Clupeidae.